Molecule: messenger RNA, 3954 nt
Organism: Acanthosepion pharaonis
Lineage: Eukaryota; Metazoa; Mollusca; Cephalopoda; Sepiida; Sepiidae
Source: the annotation of a GenBank genome assembly
AUGGCGCAUAGACAACGUCAGGCGGCGAUCGGAGCUGGAGGCAGAGGAAGAAGGGGCCGGGCUGCAGCUUCGAACCAAGCUCAGACCUCAUCAACACCACCCCAGUCGGGUAGCGAAGAAAACGAAAAGACGCCGGUCGACGAAGAAAUGCUCGACGAGGACGCGAAGCAACAAUCCUCUAGCGUGACGGCAACGACUAGUUCUUUGGUUGAAGAAGACAAUGUCGAUGAUAAAACCGAAGGAGAAACAGAAGAAGCGACCGGAGAAAGCGAAAAUAAUGCGACGACCGGAGCUGCUCCGGCUGUUGGAGUUAACGCCAGCUCUAGUGAGACUGAACUUAGUAAGGAAGAGCUUAUCGCUCGAGCAAAGAAGAUUUACAAUAAAGAACGCAAAAUAAUAAUCAAGAAUGUCCCACCUGUCACAUACGAGGAAGUUAAAGAGUUCAUUGGUGGACACAGUAUCUGCAACAUUGUCAUUAGCAAGAAAUCCAGGCAUGCUGUCGUCACUUUGAUGAAUGGAGAAGAUGCUGAAGAGAUUGUGGAACAACUUACAGGCAAACACCUUUUGGGAACUGAUGUUACUGUGGCAUUACAUCCUAGUGACAAGAUGCUCUGUUUGACAAAUCUGCCCCAUGGAUGCCAGGAGAAAGAAAUCCAUGGUCUUCUACUUACUUAUGGUGCAAUGGAAAAAUUUUUCUUGAUGCGCUGUGAAGACACGGGUGAAAGCAAGAAUUAUGCUGUCUUUGAAUAUUGUCAUAACAAAGAGAAAUCUGGACAAAUCAGAGAGGAGCUCAACUGGAAAGAGUACAAAGGUCAUGUUCUACAGUGUGACUUCAUCGAGGAGAAUUUAGUUGUUUCUUAUGACAAGUUGAAUUCUCGGUGUCUCCUAGUUAAUGGUCUUCCAAAAGAUUUCAAAGACCACUCUGAACUGAAGGUUAUGUUCAGCAAUUACCACAUUCCCAUUUAUUGCCAGAUUGUUUUAAAAGACAAUGUAUGCCAGGAAUGUGCUAUUGUGGAAUAUGCCACAGCAGAAGAAGCAGAAUCCACUUGGAGGAACCUGAGAGAGGCAUCGAUCAAAGGCAAUAAAAUGGAGAUCUCUUUCAGUGUUCCUGGACUUUCUGCAGUUGUUGUCUACAAUAAAAUAAUACAGAGAAAGGAGAAGAAGGCCACCCCAUUCCAAGUUGGACCAGCAUUGAACAGCUCCAAGUCAGGCCUCUUGCCUGACCCUGUGUUUCCAAACCCUUCAAUGAUGAACAACCCUUUAGUGAAGGGCUUGGCCAAUCAGAAUCCAAAAUUGCUACAACAAUUCCAGCAAGCUCUGCAGCUUCUGCAAAAGACCUAUAUUCAUCAGACAAUUGUUCGCAAUGCAAAACCAGUUUGUUAUAUUCCAGGUCUGCUAGGUCCUGGCCCCAAUGUGUCACUGAACCCUUUGAUGAACCCAAACAUGCAACUAGGCCUGAUCAUUUUGCUUGCUCUUCAGAUGCAGGGACAACGCCAACAACUGUUCACUGGACCACUGGCAAAACAACUUAAUAUGCUAACAGCACUUGGACAGCAGUCAAACUUUCAAGCUGCUCUCAAAGGCCAGAAACCAUCUUUACUUGGAGACCCAAUGACUGCUCAGGCCAAUCUCCUUGUACAAAACCUAAUGUCUCAAAUGAACAAUGAAGCAAGUGAAGAGACAAACCGCCCCAAGCCAGAUGUAAACCCACUCCUCACUAGUUUGAAAGAUAACAUGGCGGCAGCUGCUGCAGCAGCGGCAGCAGCAGCUAUGCCCAAACCAAUUAAAUUUCCCUUUAACCCUCCUUCACUCUCAGAUCUCCAGAAAAUUCAAAAUUUAAAUAUUCAACAGUUGAUGGCACUUGGACAAUUGAUGAGCACAAUGCAGAACUCUAGCAGUUCUUUGCAGAACCUUCCAACAGCAGCUGGAGGAGCUGCACCAGGCUUGACUCCUGGAGCUGCAGCUGGUAUUGGAGAUGCUACCAAGGGACUGCUUGGAACCCCUCCUCAAACAGGACCUCUUGCUGUUGCUGGUGGUGGUGGCCAGCAACAGAAAGCUUCUCUCUGGGGUAGUGGCAGUUGGGGAACAGGUGCUAGCAGUAGUGGAUCCAACUUGGGUACUCCUCCUCAGAUAGGAGCAAAUGUGGCAGGCAAACCAGGACUUCUUCCCAGCCCAAACCCAGGGACACCUGGAAAUAAUAGCAUAGCCUCAGGUUUCAACCAGAAUGUUGCUGCAGCUGCAAAUUUUAUGCGUAACCUGCAAGUCCUAGCUGCAGCUCAGCAGUUAGCAUCUGGUGGUGGUGGAAAUGCUGGUGGUAGCACAGGCAGCAGUACUGGUAAUAACAACAAUAGUACUGGUGGUGGAGGCAGUGCUGCAAUGAGUCAUACAAGCAACAAUCAAACCCUCACCUCUAACAAAAGGAAGAAUACAAGUUUUGGAAGCAGCUCCUUACUUGGAAGCCCUCCUCGGUCUAACCAGAACAAUACCUCGAUGACACCAACACCUCUCAGGUCAUCAGGUCUUUCUAGCUCCUUUUCAGGCAGCAGCAACAAUAACAGUAGCAGCAGUAGCAGCAGCAAUUUUGGCUACAAUGAUCCUUUAAACAAGAGGUUAUCUGGUGGCAGUAGCAGCAGCAGCAGUUUCUUUAGCCAGGACAAGAGGAGUGGCCUUUUGCCCCAACCACUGUCAAGCCAGACAUCCAGUUCGUCUUUAAGUCGUUUUUAUGACAGACUUUCAACUAGCAGUUCCACAAGCCGUGGGCACACUCUUGGAUCAUCACUGAGUGGGUCUAGCAGUUACAGCCGAAGUGGGUUGUAUACUGGGGGCUAUAGCAGCCAGAAAUAUCAGUCUAGCAGCAGUGGUGGCACAAGUUCUGGCAGUGGUCUUCUGGGUGGCGGCAGCAGUGGUUCUGGUGGUGGGGGCUCUGUUGGAACUGGUCUGGCCAGUGGGGGCACUAGUGGCUACAGUGAAUACUCCAGCGAUUCCUACAACCAGCAGUACGGCAACUCAAACAGUGACCAGUAUUAUGACAGCUACAACUACUAUGACAAUCAGUCAUCGUACCAAUCUAACUAUUCUGACCAAGAUGGGCGUGGAGGUAGUGGUGCUGGUGGCACUUAUUAUGCCUCUUCCAAAAACCUUUCAUCUGGUGACUACAGUUUUAACAGUAACAAAGGAGACAUUUCUGGCAGCUAUUCUGGAGGAUACAAUGAUAACUAUUAUGGCAACAGCAGUAGUGGCUCUGGGGGAGGAGGAAGCGGAACUGGUCAGUAUGAAAGUAGCUACAGCAGCAGCUACACCAGCAACUACAACAGUGGGUCUUCUAAUUAUGGAAAUUAUGGAAAAGGAUCAUCAACAGCAAAUGAUUCUAGCUAUUCUAAUUACCAAUCCAAUUACAAUUCCAACUAUGGCAGUUCAUCAUUUGGUAGUAUAGGCAGCUCUCUUGGUUCUUCUAAUAACUUUGGAUCAUCAUCAUCAUCAUCUUACUCAAGUUACUAUGGAAACUCUGGCUCUUCUAGUUACAAUUCCAGCUCCUCCAUGACAUCUCCUAUUGGUCAGAAACGCAGCUACAGUCAACUACUUCCUCCCCCGGAAGCCAGUCCUGAGGGUGGCUAUAUUGGGCAGCACUCCCAAGGGAUCGGUGGUCACUACGCAGACUCCUAUGCCAAGCGAAAACGAUAUGACUUGAGUGUCAGCAGUAAAGGCAUCAGAAACUCUGGAUGUUUUUUUCACAUGUGCUCCUCACUCACUCUUUUUCUCUCUCUAACUCUCUCUCUAUCUCUCUCUCUCUCUCUCUCUCUGACAAUUGUUUUAAAUGAAAUACACUCCAAUGUACAUCUGGCAAUUGUCCACGAAAAAUAUCUCAAAUGUGCUAGUUCUCAACCCUUUCCUCAUCUAUUUUUCUUUCUCUCUCUCUUUUUUUCUUUCUCACUCUCUCUCUUCAAAAACUCUUAA